This is a messenger RNA of Rana temporaria (common frog), 1731 nucleotides long. Its product is annotated as urotensin-2 receptor-like. The transcript is spliced from 2 exons. Gene Ontology annotation, molecular function: urotensin II receptor activity. Bases 495 to 1610 code for a protein of 371 amino acids. Gene Ontology annotation, biological process: regulation of blood pressure; neuropeptide signaling pathway; blood vessel diameter maintenance. Lineage: Eukaryota; Metazoa; Chordata; Amphibia; Anura; Ranidae. Gene Ontology annotation, cellular component: membrane. The record is from RefSeq and is a predicted model, not a curated record.
UCAGUUUACAACUGACUGGCAGAAGUAGCAGAUCACUUCACACCGGCAGCCGGGAAGGAAGCCGCUUCUCCAGAAGCUCCUUUGACCUCCCCGGGUAUCACCCAGACCCCCCCUGGGUAUCACCCAGACCUCCCCCGGGUAUCACCCAGACCUCCCCGGGUAUCACCCAGACCUCCCCGGGUAUCACCCAGACCUCACCUGGGUAUCACCCAGACCUCACCUGGGUAUCACCCAGACCUCCCUGGGUAUCACCCAGACAUCCCCGGGUAUCACCCAGACCUCCCCGGGUAUCACCCAGACAUCCCCGGGGAUCGGAGAUUUGGAAAUGCCACCAACUGCCAGCAUGCAGCAGCCUGGAAGACAGAGGACAGGCUGGACAAGUUCUUCCUCCCAAUCCCGGGACCCCUCAGCAGACAGAACGUUCUCUGAGGAACAUUAGUUGAAGUGCCUUAAAGGUUUCCAGCCGAAGCCACCAUCUUCCUUCACACAACAGAAUGUCUUUCCACGAAGGGCCUCAAGAACGAUUGUCCAUGACCACAGAAAUGCCCCUGAAGACCAAUGCAACCCUCCCCAUCAAUACUACUUUGGACUUCCCACCAUCCUCGGGUGCGAUGGAGGACAUGAUAGCGACAUUCACUAUCGGGGUGAUUUUAUCCCUCAUGUGCAUAGUAGGAGUUGCGGGAAAUGUCUACACGUUGGUGGUGAUGUGUCAAUCCAUGCGCACGGCCGCUUCCAUGUACAUCUACAUCAUCAACUUGGCCUUGGCCGAUCUCCUUUACCUGCUCACCAUCCCGUUUAUCGUGGGCACGUACUUCAUCCAGGAAUGGUAUUUCGGAGAUGUCGGCUGCCGCAUCCUUUUCAGCUUGGACUUCCUGACCAUGCACGCCAGUAUUUUCACCCUCACCAUUAUGAGCACCGAGCGCUAUUUCGCAGUUCUGAAGCCCUUUGACACGGUCAAGAGAUCGAAGAGCUACCGGAAGUGCAUUGCGAUAGUGGUCUGGCUGGUGUCGCUGCUCCUGACUUUGCCCAUGUUGAUCAUGAUUAAGCUGGUGCACAAAGACAACAAGAGCAUUUGUCUGCCCAUGUGGAGUCGCAUGUCCUACAGGAUCUAUCUAACGGUUCUGUUCUGUACAAGUAUAGUAGGUCCGGGACUGAUCAUAGGCUACUUGUACAUAAGGCUGGCUAGGACUUACUGGGUGUCACAAACUGCCACCUUCAAGCAGACCAAGAGGUUGCCCAACCAGAAAGUUCUGUAUCUAAUUUUCACCAUUGUCCUGGUCUUCUGGGCCUGCUUCCUCCCUUUCUGGAUCUGGCAGCUCCUUGUCCAAUACUACGAAUCUCUUCCCAUUUCACCCAAAGCCAACCGGAACAUCAAUUACAUAACCACCUGCCUGACCUACAGUAACAGCUGCAUCAACCCGUUCUUGUACACCCUCCUCACCAAGAACUACAAGGAAUACCUGAGGAACAGACAGAGGUCGUGGAGCAACAGUGGUUACUUCAGGAACCGUUUUCAAAGGAUGUCGGGAAGAUCCAUGUCCACCAGUAGCCAGCAGUGCACCGAGAGCUUUGUUUUGGCUCAGUGUCCCGGGGGCAACAACAGCUCUUAGGGACCAGUAAGAGCCUCCAUGUGCCAAAUGGCCCCCAAAUAUCCCAAUACAGUGGAACCUCGGAUUACGAGCAUAAUCCAUUCCAGGAGAACGCUCGUAAUCCAAAGCGCUCGCAUAUCAA